Molecule: messenger RNA, 888 nt
Organism: Pedinophyceae sp. YPF-701
Lineage: Eukaryota; Viridiplantae; Chlorophyta; Pedinophyceae
Source: the annotation of a GenBank genome assembly
AUGGCAGAGGGGCUGCAGAGGGAUCCGCUGAACGUCGAGGGCCUCGCAGACCCCGUCAACACCUCGUACGCUGCAGGCGGGAGCCCCGAGACCGGGAACCCGCCCAUCGUGCUGCUGCACGGCUUCGACAGCAGCUGCCUUGAGUUCCGGCGACUGUUCCCGCUCUUGUCUGAGAGGACCGACACCUACGCAGUGGACUUGAUCGGGUGGGGCUUCACUGAGACCGGCCACACGGACGACGGCGCCGUGGAGGGCCCCCCGAUCGGCCCCGACCAGAAGCGCGCGCACCUGUACGCGUUCUGGGAGCAGAAGCUGCAGAAGCGGAAAAUGGUCCUCGUCGGCGCCUCGCUCGGUGGCGCGACCGCCAUCGACUUCGCCGUCGAGCACCCCGAGGCCGUCGAGCGGCUUGUUCUCGUGGACAGCCAGGCGUUCAUCGAUGGUGUUGACUCAAUGUGGAAGCCGCUCGCCAUGAUGGGCCUCUCGGUCCUCCAGUCCAAGCCGCUGCGCGACCUCGCGAACAAGAUGGCGUACUACGACAAGGAGCGCCUGGCGACCAAGGACGCCAUGCACGUCGGCAGGCUGCACACGUUCAUGCCGGGAUGGAAGGAGGCGGGUUUCGCGUUCAUGGAGUCUCAGGGUUACAAGAUCUCCAAGAAAGUCAGCCAGAUCUCGGUGCCCACCCUGAUCUGCUGGGGCCGCCAAGACGAAAUCCUCGACCCCGCGAACGCCAAGAGGUUCGAGGAGGAAAUCGAGGGGUCGAAGCUCGUGUGGCUCGAGGAGUGUGGGCACUGCGGCCACCUUGAACAGCCCCAGCGACUUGCAGCGGAGAUCUUCGACUUCAUGUCCAUCGAGGCGGCGCAGCCUGAGCUCGCGGCCAAGCAGAGCUGA